UGAUUCAAAGGAACUGGUAUGGAGAGAGACAGAGAAAAACAGAAGAUGAUGCUGGAAAAGUUAAAGACGGCGGCUUCUAUGAAGGCAUGUUACCAAGGCUUUGAUCCUGUAGCUUAUCUGCACUAUAACUACACUCCACCCCGAGCAGACUUUGAACGGAAAAGUAGCAUUGUGCCAUGGAAACUCAGCUGUCUGCACAGAGCCUUUACUGAAGAUGAUAUAAGAGGGGACAUUUUAGUUGAUGUGGGAUCUGGCCCCACUCUUUACCAGGUCAUGAGUGGCUGUGAGAGAUUUGAUCGUGUCAUCCUGUCUGACUUUUUGGAGGUGAAUCGAAGAGAGCUGCAAAACUGGUUACAGGAGGGAAAGAGUAGUAUAGACUGGACUUCUUACUUCAAGUAUGUGUGUGAACUGGAGGGCCGCAGUUCAUCGGCUUGGGCAGAGAAAGCUACACGUCUUCGCUCAGUUGUGUCUAAUGUGCUGCCCCUUGAUGUACACCAGUCCUGCCCAUUAUCACCAGGGUUCUUGCCCCCUUCUGGAGCUGACUGUCUGGUGUCAUCUUUCUGCCUUGAGAGUGUAAGCCAUGACUUGCUUUCCUUCACCAAUGCCUUAGGCCACAUCUCCAGCCUGCUUAAAAAAGGUGGAUACCUCCUACUUAUUGGUGCCCUGGGAGAGAGCUUCUACAUGGGUGGGCCAGGGCUGUACAUCCCUGUGGUCCCUCUGGAUGAGUCUCAGGUCUGUGCUAGUCUGAAGGCCCAUGGAUAUGAGCUGUUGCAGCUUUGUAUUUACCACCUGCCACCAGACAUGAAGGUGGGGGUAGAUGAUGUCACUGGUGUGUUCUUUGCAAAAGCAAAGAAAGCUUAAAGAAUUUUAGUUGAAGUAUACAUGGAUUGGAAAGGUAGGGAAUUAAUGUGUUCUUUUUAAUGCUUCACUUUUACUAUGAUUAAAAGAUAUUGAAAGCAAUCAUAUUUGUCAGCAUUUGAAAGUAAAAAAUGUUGGUCAAAUGACAUAAAUGCAGAAUGAUUGCUAAUGUUUGAUUUCACUCGUUAAAAUUCACCCCACGUUCAUUGCAGCUAAACUCAGCAAAAGUCCCUUUUUCAGAAUUCUGUAUUUUAAAGAAAAUUUAAUAAAAUCCUUUAUAGACCUUUAAUGGAAAGUGUUUAAACAAUAUUUUUCAUGCUUGUUCAGUGAACCAUAAACAAUUAUUGCACAUGAACCUGUGGAACACUCAAAGGGUUAGUUCACCCAAAAAUGAAAAUACUGUUAUUUUAAUUACUCAUGUCAUUCCAAAGCCGUAAGACUUUCAUUCAUCUUCGGAAUACAAAUGAGGUUCUUUUUCAUGAAAUCUGAGAGCUUUCUGUCCCUCCGCUUCAACAAGUUCAUAAAGAGAUUAUAAAACUAAUCCAUAUGAAUUUUUUUUUUUUUUUAAUUAUUAUUCUGAUUUGGGCCACGUCCAUAUGUGGUCAGAGAUUUUGCAAUGCAACCAUAGUCUGAACACUCAUUUAUGCAAUAUUUACGUCACUCUAGAACAACAUAUGUCACAAUUCUGGGCUCAUGGGAGUCACUUCAACGAAUUUACAUACCCGAAGUUAUCAAAACAGUUGUGAAAGGUAGUCAACGGAAGGACAGUGAUGUGUCAGAACUUGUAAGUAUUCCAGUGACAGCUCUAUAUACAAGCAAAACAUGAGGGCUAGUAUCAUAAAUGUUUAAAAAAAGGCAGAUACUUGUUUAAUUCCGUAUGACAACGUGCUGUGUGUAAUCUUUUUUUCAUUCUUUUGUGCAUGCGGGUCAGUCCCGACAGAUGAUCUGUUUACACUGGAAUCUGAUAUUGGCCACAUUUAAAACAACAAUGUGAUAAAAAAAAACUAUAUAACAACUAUAUAAAAAAAAAAUGUGAUCUGAGCAAUAUAUCAGAAUUCAGCACAAAGGCUCGCUGUGUGAGCGUAGCCUAAUUGAUGCUUCCGCAUUAGAGAGAAAACAUGUGCAUCCUAUACAGAAGUCUUGUUUGUUGAACAACCUGACAUAUGCCACGUUCUGUAUUAUACAUGCCAGACCAGUAGUUGGCAAUCUCACUUUGUUAACUCACAGCAAAAACAAAAUGUUGUGCUUUUUGCAAAAUAAAGAAAAUGAACAUGAUGCACGAUCUGCCAUCUCUGUCUGAAUGAAGUCCAUUCUGAUUUUUUCCUCAGAGAAUUUUAGUUCACGUAUCUCAGCACAUUAGUGGAUUAUUUAAUAAAGGUAACUAUAUUCUCAGCAUCACAGCAGACUUAUGCCUAAACUAUAGUUGUUUACUUACUUUAGGUAACAGUUUAUAAUGUUCUCGUUAGUAUGCACGUUUUGUGAGUUCAGCUCAUCCUCUUCCUUUGUACCUUGCGAUGUAACAACUAAUAAAUGUGUAUAAAUGUGUCUGUGGACAUAAUGUUAUUGUAACCUAGACGUAUUGAUAUGUGUUUCCAUGCUAU
Ctenopharyngodon idella (grass carp) is the source of this 2459-nucleotide messenger RNA. RefSeq names its product phenylethanolamine N-methyltransferase. The coding region runs from base 19 to 861 and encodes 280 amino acids. Lineage: Eukaryota; Metazoa; Chordata; Actinopteri; Cypriniformes; Xenocyprididae. Gene Ontology annotation, cellular component: cytosol. The transcript has 3 exons. Gene Ontology annotation, molecular function: phenylethanolamine N-methyltransferase activity. The record is from RefSeq and is a predicted model, not a curated record.